Molecule: messenger RNA, 213 nt
Organism: Penicillium verhagenii
Lineage: Eukaryota; Fungi; Ascomycota; Eurotiomycetes; Eurotiales; Aspergillaceae
Exons: 3
Coding region: 1-213 (70 amino acids)
Source: RefSeq, a predicted model, not a curated record
AUGCGUGGGCAGCGGAAAGGUAUCCUAAUGCAGACUAGUGCCCUUUGGGUGGGCCUGAGCAACCAUAGCAAGUGUACCGUCAUGAAGAUGCGACUUCAAGAGACAAUUGAACAGAUUAUGAAUGCUGGUACUGCGUUCGAGCGCGCUUGUACUGCUCUUAAUCCAAUCGUACAUGAUUUUGGUUUCAUCUCAUACUACUCAGGAAACGGGUAG